CACUCUGGUGUUUCCUGCUUCAGAAGGAACUCAGUCAGUUUCUCAUCAGUGUGACUCACAGCUGCUGAGGAUGGAAGCUCGUAUCUUCAACGUCCUGACGCUCUGCUGCCUCAUCCAGGGCUCUCUGCAGGGUGUGUAUCAGCGGCGUCUCUACAAGGAGCUGAUGAGAAACUACAACCCUCUGGAGCGACCGGUUCACAAUGACUCCCACAGUCUGACCGUCCACUUCAGCUUCAGCCUCCUGCAGAUCAUGGACGUGGACGAGAAGAACCAGGUCCUGACGACCAACAUCUGGCUGCAGCUGUACUGGACAGAUCACUACCUGCAGUGGAACAUGUCGGAUUAUCCAGGUGUGACCAACGUCCGUUUCCCCGACAACCAGGUCUGGAGACCUGACGUCCUCCUGUACAACAGCGCUGACGACAGGUUCGAUGCCUCCUUCCACACCAACAUCCUGGUGAACUCCACCGGGUACUGUCAGUACCUGCCUCCAGGAAUCUUUAAGAGCAGCUGCUACAUCGACGUGCGCUGGUUUCCCUUCGACGUGCAGCGCUGCGACCUGAAGUUCGGCUCGUGGACGUACGGCGGCUGGUCUCUGGACCUGCAGAUGAUCGAGGCCGACGUCACCGGAUACAUCGCCAACGGAGAGUGGGACCUCGUGGAGGUUCCCGGCCGCAGGAACGAGCGUUUCUACGACUGCUGCAAGGAGCCGUACCCUGACGUGACCUUCACCGUGGUGAUGAGGAGGAGGACGCUCUACUACGGACUCAACCUCCUCAUCCCCUGCGUCCUCAUCUCCACCCUCGCUCUCCUCGUCUUCCUGCUGCCCGCCGACUCCGGAGAGAAGAUCUCGCUGGGUAUCACCGUGUUGCUCUCUCUGACGGUCUUCAUGCUGCUCGUCGCUGAGAUCAUGCCGGCGACGUCAGACUCUGUUCCUCUGAUAGCUCAGUACUUUGCCACCACCAUGGUGAUCGUGGGUCUGUCUGUCAUCGCGACGGUUCUGGUUCUGCAGUAUCAUCACCACGACCCUGAUGGAGGACACAUGCCACAGUGGACCCGUGUUAUCUUGUUGAACUGGUGCGCCUGGUUCCUGAGGAUGCGGCGUCCCGGUGAGGCGAAGGUCCGUCUGGCGUGUCACAACGCCACCAAGCGUCGGCGCUUAAGCGUCUCCAGCCUGGAGCUCAGCGUCAGCCAGGGGUCACUGCGACGCCACCCACAGGUAACCAAUGGCAACCUGCUCUACGUCGGAUUCCAGGGCGUGGAGGGUUUGCACUACGCCACGCCCACCGAGCCCGAGCUCCUGUGUCCGCAGCUGGUGGGAGGCGGCAUGGGUGGCGAGGAGGAUGCGGAGCUUAACCAGAUCCUGGAGGAGGUCAGGUACAUCGCCGGGCGUUUCCGGGGGCGGGACGAGGACGAGACGGUCUGCAGCGAGUGGAAGUUUGCUGCGGCGGUGAUCGACCGCUUGUGUCUGGUGGCGUUCUCGCUCUUCACCAUCCUCUGCACCAUCGGAAUCCUCAUGUCGGCCCCCAACUUCGUGGAGGCCAUUUCCAAAGACUUCUCCAGCUGAGGCGAGCGCUGAGCCACCAACUCUGUAUUUCCACUUCUGUCCACAAACCAACGUGUCCCAGGUCAGCGGCUCCUACGGAAGACGUUGAUCUUUGAAAUCACUCGAAGUUUGAAGCUGUUCACGUUUGGUUUUAUCAAAUUCGUGUUGUUUAAAAUCACAAAAAGAAUCAUUUUACCUCGUGUGUUGAAUUUCAAUCUAGUGAAUUUAGUAAAUAUCCUUUUCUAUUAGCAGCCGUUGAUAUGAAUCAUUUUAAACUUUACAAUAAUAGUUCUUUAGUGGAUUUCUUGAUAAACUCAACAUUUUUCCAUGUUAGCUCAGAGAUAACUGUUUGUUUACGUUUUGUGUUUAUUUGGAGCGUCCGUUGUGUUCGUCUUUAGAAAUAAUAAUGUUCCCGAGAUGCAAUAUGCACACGAG
This is a messenger RNA of Hippoglossus stenolepis (Pacific halibut), 1981 nucleotides long. RefSeq names its product neuronal acetylcholine receptor subunit alpha-7. The coding region runs from base 71 to 1567 and encodes 498 amino acids. Gene Ontology annotation, biological process: monoatomic ion transmembrane transport; regulation of membrane potential; chemical synaptic transmission. The record is from RefSeq and is a predicted model, not a curated record. Gene Ontology annotation, cellular component: postsynaptic membrane; neuron projection; synapse. Lineage: Eukaryota; Metazoa; Chordata; Actinopteri; Pleuronectiformes; Pleuronectidae. The transcript is spliced from 11 exons. Gene Ontology annotation, molecular function: transmembrane signaling receptor activity; acetylcholine-gated monoatomic cation-selective channel activity.